UAUGAGAGUAGCAAGUGGGAAAGAGUAGAAUCUAUUGGAGAUCAUGAGAUGUUGAUUUUUGGUCAUGGGGUUACAGUAAGGGCACCUGUUAAAGAUGUUGGUGAUGGAGUCAAGAGUGGUUCAAUCUGUUUCGUUGAUGAUGACUACGUGUGGCCAGAUCAUGAUCAUCGUGGUUCGAAUUGUGGUGUCUUCAAUAUUGCCACGAAUGAAAUCGUAUGGCAUAGUAAGAAGCCCUGUUUUUAUAUAAAUGAAUCUCAGUGGUUUGCUUAGUCUUUGUGUGUUUCUAGCUAAGAGAGUAUCAAACAAGCUUUUCUGUUUUGUUUGCAUGCUUUUUCUCUUUUUAAUGUCUUAGUUAUAAGUUCGAUUCGUCCCAGCAAAAUUUGUUGAUAGACUUUAUAUAUAUGUUUUCUGUUUUGCUUUGAAACAUUCAGAACGUAACAGUUCCUAGAAAGAUUAAAAAUAAAUAAAGACAAAGAGUGAUGGUCGAUCUUUUAUGUUUAUGAUCUCACCAGAAACAACCAAUAGUGUUUUGAUUUAGAUCGAGGAAAGUAAUAAAAUGUAGUGAAACAGAGGUUUGAGUUUUCUGUAGAUUUUACAAAGAUGUGUCUUGUGUUCUGUUCUUGAAACCUUAACUCGAACUCAGGUAGCCUAAGAGCAUGAUUAUCGGCUGAGACUUUUUUUGGUCCUUAAAUUUUUUUUUUCUGAUUUAAAAAAAAAAAAAAUUAAAUAUGAACCAGUUGCGUGCCGUCACGUGUUAGUGAGACCUGCAAACAUUUAGGAACAACCCUUGGAACAUUUCUUAAUUAUGGACAUUUGAGCAAAAAGUUUCUAGCAAAAAGGUGAUGUGCCCCACACCAAAAACACUAAGGACCAAUGUUGGGACUACCAAUAAGCAAUGGUGUUAUCCAAAGAAGAAGAGUUCUUAGAAAAAGUGUAUUUUGAUUUUUUAAGUAUUAUUUUUUUUUUUUACACAUGUGGCGACCCACAAAUAGUGCAAGGAUUCAUUAAGAAAGAGUCCUUAUUUAAGGAUUUUAAGGAUUGAAUCUUUAGCUUUUGAUAAAGUCCACUGAUUAUUUAAUUAUUUUUUCUCUAAAGAUUCCCUCUUAAAGACUCUUAUUGCAGAUGCUCUAAGAAUCUUCCUUCUUAUUCUUUUUUUAUCCAACGGUUCUUUCGUGAUUUCAUAAGUAUAUACAUAGAGAGUGUAGGAUGUAAUAUUAUAGAGAGCAAAGGAGCAAUCACUUGUAUCCUCUUAGCUCUGCUCUUCUUAGG
Brassica napus (rape) is the source of this 1269-nucleotide messenger RNA. Its product is annotated as putative F-box protein At2g03610. The record is from RefSeq and is a predicted model, not a curated record. NCBI's taxonomy places the organism in Eukaryota, Viridiplantae, Streptophyta, Magnoliopsida, Brassicales, Brassicaceae.